AGGAGCGGGCACAGCUCUGCGCUAUCCAGUACAGUGAGUCAGCUGAGCCACUGGGAUCAGAGGCGCCGGUCCGCUCUAGUGAAUGAGGCGGGGGGAGCUCUGCUGGAUCCGGAGACGGACACGCAAAGUGGCAUUCAGGAGAUGCGCGGAGCUGCGAGUCUGACAUGGAAAUACUGAAGUGAACGGAGCAAGCUUGUUGACGCAUAAUCCCGCCCGCCCCGCUGGCACUGGGAGGGGGGCAAAUCUAGCCUGCCUGAACUCAAAUCCUCCAAAAGAGAUUUACCGACUGCCGCUGCGGGUUCAGCUCCCUUCAAGAAGGCACAGAGGCGAAAUAUCUGCUCUGCUUGUCAACCGGUUGCCUAGGCGUUAUGUUAGGCGAUAUUUAGCACGUUUUAAUUUUUGUUUGACAGACAGCAUGUUCCGGUGAGUUAUCCGAAUCAGAGGACGUAGCCUGGUGCGCUGUAAUUAGGAUAUUAGCCUACUAAAAUAAUUGGGAGUAGACGGCACUGUUGGAAUCAGCACUGUCAUUGCGUUGCGGUGGGCUGUUUGAUGCGUCCUGAGGUGCGGACAGGACCUGCCAAUACAAAACAGGUAUUUGAUCAUUCUGUUGAUUGUACCGGAGAUUUGGAGCCAUGACAGGCCCCCCGCUGGUCUCACAGCCCGCCUGCUGACGGUACCGGGCAGGAUGGGAGCAGGUCUGCCGGUUUCAGGAUCCCGAACCAGCCGAUUUAUCAAUGGAGGAGGAGAGUGACACCCGGAAAAUCAACAACAGCUUCCUUCGCGAUCACAACUAUGCAACCGAAGCUGACAUUAUCUCGACGGUGGAGUUUAACUCAUCGGGGGAGCUGUUGGCCACCGGGGAUAAAGGAGGCAGAGUGGUUGUCUUCCAGAGGGAGCAGGAGAGUAAGAGCCAACCGCAGCGUCGAGGGGAGUACAAUGUUUACAGCACCUUCCAGAGCCACGAGCCGGAGUUCGACUACCUGAAGAGUUUGGAGAUCGAGGAGAAGAUCAACAAGAUCAGAUGGCUUCCACAGCAGAACGCCGCUUACUUCCUGCUCUCCACCAACGACAAGACGGUGAAGCUGUGGAAGAUCAGUGAGAGAGACAAGCGUCCAGAGGGCUACAACCUGAAAGAUGAGGACGGACGAAUCCGAGAUCCGUCGACCAUCACCUCACUACGGGUGCCUGUGCUGCAGCCGAUGGACUUGAUGGUGGAGGCCACAGCCCGGCGCGUGUUCAGCAACGCUCACACCUACCACAUCAACUCCAUCUCUGUCAACUCCGACCUUCAGACCUUCAUCUCCACAGACGACCUCAGGGUGAACCUGUGGAACCUUGAGAUCACCGACCGCAGCUUCAACAUUGUGGACAUAAAGCCGUCCAACAUGGAGGAGCUGACGGAGGUGAUCACCUCGGCAGAGUUUCAUCCCCAGCAGUGUCACACCUUCGCCUACAGCAGCAGCAAGGGCUCCAUACGCCUCUGUGACAUGAGACAGGCCGCACUCUGCGACAAACACUGCAAAUAUUUUGAAGAACCAGAGGAUCCCUCCACGCGCUCCUUCUUUUCUGAAAUCAUCUCAUCCAUCUCAGACGUAAAGUUCAGCCACAGCGGGCGGUACCUGAUGACAAGGGACUACCUCACUGUCAAGGUGUGGGAUCUUCUAAUGGAGAACAAACCACUUGAAACAUACCAGGUUCAUGACUAUUUACGAGGCAAACUUUGUUCUCUGUAUGAGAAUGACUGCAUCUUUGACAAGUUUGAGUGUGUCUGGAAUGGAUCAGACAGCGUCAUAAUGACCGGCUCGUAUAACAAUUUCUUCCGAAUGUUUGACCGGAACACCAAGCGUGACGUCACUCUAGAAGCGUCCAGGGAGAACAGCAAGCCCAGAGCCAUUCUCAAGCCUCGCAAGGUGUGUGUAGGUGGGAAACGUCGAAAGGAUGAGAUCAGUGUCGACAGCCUAGACUUCAGCAAGAAGAUCCUCCACACCACCUGGCACCCCCACGAAAACAUCAUCGCUGUAGCAGCCACCAACAACCUCUACAUCUUCCAAGACAAGGUCAACUAGAGGGCAAACUGCCCCCGCUGAGCCCUGACCCUACACAGGAGGGGCUGCAGGAAGAGGAGAGAGAGAGACUGAGAAAGAGAGAGAUGGACCCCUUAUCUAUAUCCUCUUCCUCCUCUCCUUAAGUCUAGUUGCUGCUGCUGGUCUCAAGUUUCACCGCUCUGCCAAGGAAGUGCAGAGUUUUCCGGAAGGGGAGUAUCCAGUGACUAAAUAGGAAUGAUGGUUAAGACUUGGACAGGGUGAAUUUUGGCAAGUGGGAAUUCCUCAGCCCUGGAUACAGCUGGAAGAAAAAGCUGCCUCUAAAUCCAGAAUGAAGAAGAAAAAAAAAUACUAGACUCCACCAUACAAGACACUUGUAUUCCUCAAUUUGGCUUUUAAUUUAAUUUAUUUGGCCAUGCGGACAAAUGAAGAAGUGAAUCCUGUGCAUUCAUGCAACAAGAGGAUUGCUGCAUGAAUAAUUUAAUGUAGCAGACCUCUGGAACCUCACCCUGGAAGAAAGGGGUGGAUGUGAGUACAGUGAACACUGAGCACACAGACAAAAAUCUAGCUUACAUGAUGAUGGCUCGUGGCAUGUAGCAACAGUGCCCCCUGUCUUUGAACCUGCUCAUGCUACGGUGCAUGUGAUAAACCCCCAAGGUGUCAAACUGUGGAGCCAGGGAGCUAACAGACAGUGCAACCUGCUGCAAAAUCUCUACUGGAGAAGAAGAGACUGUUAAUUUCUGAACCCUGACCCCAUGACCUUCUCAGCAGGACUGAAACUGAGCGUUGUUUCUGCCUGUGAAAUAACAAGGUCAGUCUUUCUAGUCCCGGUUUUCUGGCUCUCUGGUGAGACGGCUGUAGUUGGUAAUGUGAAUGAAGCCCUUUGCAGGCUGUGUCAAUGGUUUUAUUUAAUGCUGUUGUUUUAUUAAGUCCUUCUCUUGGUCAAUGAUUCUGUUUAGAAGCUGUGGUGCCUUCUUUUGGUAUGUUGGGGUUCGAUGUAGUGGGUGUGGGAGGGUGGGGGGUGGGAGGGGGGACUGAGUACAAGGCAGGAGUGUGAAUGUUUUUAAAAUGAAAUGUUAAUGUAGGAGUUUUCUGCUUUUUUUUUUUUUUUUCCUCUAUAAACAAAGAAAAAAAAUCCACUCAAGUCCCAAGUGGAGGAAGUGCUUGAAGCCAUGUGGUCAUGAUUACGUUAUAGCAAUGGCUGCAUACAUGUGAGUUCAGAGGGCUGAACCCAUCUACUUUUACGCUGUGAUGUGUAUAAAGUAACUGAUGCCCUUACCACAUGGCAGUCAAUCUGAUGUCAUCAGUCUGAGAGAAAAACACCACAAGGCCGCAUUCAAACAACUUUGCAAAAGAGCUGAUGAACAAAUUCUUCCAUUUAUUUUAAAACCUUACUUGGAUAGUACUUUGAAAAUGAUCUGUAGAUGAUAAAAAAAAAAACAAAAAAAACAUAAAGUGUUCAUAUCAUGUAUUCCUGAACGUCAACCUUAGACCUGUUGGCAUAACAUAAUGCUAGCAUAGCUCUUGAAGUCGGUGUUGCAUGUGUUGCAUCUGAUGAAACUGACAGCCUGCGUAUAGUUCUUUGAACAUCUAUGGAUCAUCUAAGGCACUAUGCAAGUAAAAGAAUCAUUCUCUCCGGUCACUGCUAGAAGUAGCCUGUUUCAAGAUAUUUGACUGUUGUGGUGUCUGUCCAUGUUCCUCCUCUUGCUGAAGAUGGGCAACUUGGAACAGCAACAAGUUGUAUUUUAGUGCUUAUCUCAAGCCCUCCACUCAAUUAUCUCUAUUUAUUUGAGGCUGGGACAGACUUGUCAGAGAUUUGUGCUAAGACACAACUGAGGAAAGCAGACAAGGGACUCUGUGAAAUCAGGGAAUUAUUAAGUGUGAUUCCUUUAAACAGUAAUGUCUUCUAAACAACCUCCUUUGUGAAACUUCUAAUUGAAACAAAAACUUUUAUAGCUCAGAAUGUAUUGAAAUGCAAUUAAUUACCAUGCAGUCUUUAUGCUUACUGGACUUUCUUUGAAUAAAAAAGAAUAAAGAUGUGCAAGUUCAAA
Messenger RNA from Myripristis murdjan (pinecone soldierfish), 4093 nucleotides. It is a transcript of the gene ppp2r2ba, whose product is annotated as protein phosphatase 2, regulatory subunit B, beta a. NCBI's taxonomy places the organism in Eukaryota, Metazoa, Chordata, Actinopteri, Holocentriformes, Holocentridae. Bases 735 to 2066 code for a protein of 443 amino acids. Gene Ontology annotation, molecular function: protein binding; protein phosphatase regulator activity. Gene Ontology annotation, cellular component: protein phosphatase type 2A complex. The record is from RefSeq and is a predicted model, not a curated record. The transcript has 10 exons.